Messenger RNA from Cloeon dipterum, 1539 nucleotides. RefSeq lists its product as uncharacterized. NCBI's taxonomy places the organism in Eukaryota, Metazoa, Arthropoda, Insecta, Ephemeroptera, Baetidae. The transcript is spliced from 6 exons. The coding region runs from base 268 to 1524 and encodes 418 amino acids. The record is from RefSeq and is a predicted model, not a curated record. Gene Ontology annotation, cellular component: plasma membrane. Gene Ontology annotation, biological process: sensory perception of smell; detection of chemical stimulus involved in sensory perception of smell. Gene Ontology annotation, molecular function: odorant binding; olfactory receptor activity.
CCUUGCCGCAUUUUAGAUUAGAGCUGUAUAUAAUUAGUUUUGCAAUAGUAGAAACUUAUAGGUCACUUGGUGAUUUAUUAUUUAUGCUUGGGAAUUCCGUCAGCAGUAUUCAAAAGUCGCAUGUCCACGCAAAUAAACACCCAAUUUUGCAAUCACCAGCAAAUUUUCUAAACUGGGCAAUUUCGUAAAAUGCUACCAUCAGGCUAAAUUAAGUUGACGACGCAAUACUCGUUUAAGAAAAAAUCGCAAUUUUGCGCAGUUAGUAAGAUGCUGCGUUUCGGAGUGCAUUACUGUUUAGGUCUUAAAAUUCUGCACCUUAUCAGUCUCGUUUUUGGAUAUUGGAUUCCUUUGAAGCCUAUGCCAAAAAAGCUGGAUACUCUAAUGUUUGUCUUUGCCACGGUUACCACCAUUAUUUUCGUCUGCCAAUCUCUAUUUGCUCUAUACACGACAUUUAGCUACUCUUUGGUCAGCUACAUGCAUGGCGUUAUUUACGCGGUCAGCAUAAUAACCAUCUUGAAGCACCUGUUUUGCGUCACCUACUAUCACGUUAGCAGGAGGGAAAUGAUCGAGAUUUUUCUUCAAUUGCAGGUUAUUCUAGACAAAUACAACUAUCCUUUUGUGAAUUUGCAAACGAUUGCUUUGAAAAUAUCAAGACGAGUAAUUGCGUUCUACUUCCUUCCUCCUGCGAUAUACAUUUUGCUGAUAAAGAGCAACUUUAUCAGUUCCAUUGAAAUACAUCAUAUCUCACGAAAUGUGACCAAAAUGGUAACAACAAACGAAACGGGAAGUAGCAUAAGAAGAGAUUUGCUGAGCAUUUUGAACGUGCACUCACUGUCAGAUGGAUUGCUCCACACAACAGUAUUCAUUUCAACUAUUUCAAAUUUGCGAGAAAUCGUCGCUAAUGCAUUUCUUCUCUCUGCGUACGCAAUAGUAGCUGAGCAAAUCGCAGUUUUGAAAAAUUGUUUAGAAAAUAUUUUGACGUCCGAAAACUUCCUUCCCAGCGAAAUUUGCUUUGUAAAACUCCGUAGCAAUACUAGCAAAGAACUCCGCAACGCCACGUCCUCGUCUGCAAAUCUCGAUGCUUGGCAACAGUUUCAACAGCACACAGCAAGGGUUUUGGAUAGAAUCAACAAAUAUGCGGCCCCAAUCAUAGUAAUUUCAAUCAGCUCUUACGUCGCACUUCUGACGUUGUCAGCUUUUGCAUUGAUCAAAACGUACUCCGAGCCAAGUUUUGCAGCAAACUUCAUGGCGGGAUGCGUGCUGUACUUGACGGAGAUAUAUUUGUAUUGCGACAGCGGCCACCGCAUCAAGCUGCAGAGAGACGCUCUCGUCGAUGUAGUCUACCACGGACCAUGGUUACGAAUAGAGAAAAAACUUAUUCCCGUGGUGCACUUCUUGACUCUCGACUGCCAAAGAUCCUUUCAGGUUACUGGUGGACCAUUUUUCACGCUUUCCCUGGAAUUCUUCGCAUCAGUGGUGGGUGUCGUCUUUACUUAUUUUAUUGUGGCAAUGCAAAUUAAGUGACAUUUGUGUAGCUUC